UCUAAUCAACACCGUUUCCCACAAUGCUCUGCGGCGCGCUGUCGGUGCUGUUUGUCCAGCCGUCGCUCCAACAAUGCAGCUUUUAAUGGUGCUGUGAGCGGUGUGAGCUGGAGGAAAAAAAAAAAAAAAACGCAGCAGCAGCGCCCGCAGGCUCGUCCGGAGACCGUAGUCGUACAACAUUCAAAAAACACAAGGCGACAUUUUCCCCACGCCUUUGACAAAGCUGCCGGGCGGCUCCGGCUCAGUUUUUCGGGACAUCUCGCACUCUUCUGCCGGGGUUCCUGUUUUGAGAAGAUCUCAGAAGCCCCAUUCGAGAGGAAUUCCUGACUAGGGGCCAGAAAAUGAGCACAUCCCAGAUAGAAGCAACUAGCCCACUGUGCUAUCUCACUGACCUGUGAGCAGCCAUGCCCUCUCUGCAUCACACAUCGAGGGGAACCCCUCUCCAGAGGCUGGAUUGUUUUCUGACAUAGAUUUGUAAGCAUAGCUGGACAAUAGAAAUGGCAUUGGUUUGUGUGGGCUAUAAGACAUCAGAGUACAUAUUAGAAUACAGGUGAGGCUGAACCUCGAGCCGAUAUCCACAGGACUCUUAAGAGGAGCGGAACAGCCUCAGAUGACCUUUUCAGAAGGACGGAGCUACAGCCCAGCUUUGAUGAUUUAGUAUCCAUCCCACUGCCUUGCUGACAAGGUCGUACCAUGGCUGCUGCUGAUCCCCAUAGCAACAGUUCCUUGGUGGGGCAAGGAGCAGACUGAGAGUCAACAAUGCAACGUAACGGUGGUGGGGUGGGUGCCGGUGGCCAGCCAUGGGUGUUGCGACGUGUGCGUCUCACCUGGCUCAGUUUCAUGCUCUUCUUCAUCCUGGUGUUCUUCCCACUCAUUGCCCACUACUACCUCACUACUAUAGAUGAAGCUGGGGGUCCUGAUAAGCGCAUCUUUGGGCCGCGGCCUGGUGGUGAACUGUGCGAGGCCAAACACGUGCAGGAUCUGUGCCGAAUCCGCGAGUCGGUCAGCGAGGAGCUGCUGCAACUGGAGGCCAAGAGGCAGGAGCUCAACGGCGAGAUCGCCCGACUCAACCUGCGCAUCGAGGCCUGCAAGCGCAGCAUUGACAGCGCCAAGCAGGAUCUGCUGCAGCUGAAGAAUGUUAUCAGCCAGACAGAGCAUUCCUAUAAAGAACUAAUGGCCCAGAACCAGCCCAAGCUAUCAUUGCCGGUCAGGCUGCUGCCGGACAAGGAGGACCCGGGACUGCCGCCGCCCAAGUCUGCACGCUCCUGCCGCCUACGCUCUUGCUUCGACUAUGCCCGCUGCCCUCUUACGUCUGGGUUUCCUGUUUAUGUCUAUGACACAGGCUCCUAUCAAUGGGCGGACUAUCUUGACCCCCUGGUGAAGCAGGCUUUUGCAGCGUCCGUUAAGAGCAACAUUUAUAUAACUGACAACCCCAACAUCGCCUGUCUGUAUUUGGUGCUGGUAGGCGAGCUACAGGAGUCCUCCUCCCCACUGCCAUCUCCUUCAGAGCUGGAGAAGCAACUUAAAGCUCUUCCCUACUGGAGAUCUGAUGGACACAAUCAUGUACUGGUGCAUCUCUCUAGAAAGUCCAUGACACAGAACUUCCUGUAUAAUGUGAGCACAGGGCGGGCAGCAGUCGCUCAGUCCACCUUCUUGGAGCAGCAGUACCGCGAGGGCUUUGACUUGGUCGUCUCCCCACUGGUUCAUGCCCUCUCAGAACCAAACUUUCUGGAAGUGCCCCCUCAAGUUCCUGUAAAGAGGAAAUACCUCUUCACCUUCCAGGGGGAGAGGGUGGAGUCACUGAGGAGCAGCUUACAGGAGGCGCCCCCUCAGUCUUUUGAGGAGGAAAUGGAAGGAGACCCACCAGCUGAUUACGACGAUCGCAUCAUCGGUACCUUAAAGGCGGUGCAGGACAGCCACUUGGAUCAGGUGCUGGUAGAGUUCACCUGCAAGAGCCCACGGCCAAGUUUGCCGACUGAGUGGGCUCUUUGUGGAGAGCGAGAGGACAGGCUGGAGGUGCUCAAAGCUUCAACGUUUGCCCUGGUGAUUGCUCCAGGGGAUGGACAGGUGGUGGCCUCAGCAGGCUGUGGGAUGAGGCUCUUUGAAGCCCUAGAGGUUGGGACCAUCCCAGUCGUGUUGGGGGACCACUCCAGACUACCUUAUCAUCAGUUCAUUCGAUGGAGUGAAGCCGCCAUUAUAGUCCCCAAGCCUCGUGUCACAGAGCUACACUUCCUGCUGCGCAGCCUAUCAGAUAAUGACAUGCUAGCUAUGAGGCGGCAGGGCCGCUUUCUGUGGGAGACCUACUUCUCCACCUCGGAGAAUGUUCUUAACACCCUCCUAGCCAGCAUCAGAACCAGCAUCCAGGUUCCUGCUGCACCCAUCAAAGAAGAGCCCGCCCACGAGAUUCCUCACAAAGCAGGGAAACUGGCAGGUACUGACGCCAACCUGGCUGACAACGGCGACCUGGAUUUGGGUCCUGUCGAGACAGAGCCCCCCUACGCAUCUCCACGCUUUCUCCGCAACUUCACAUACACAGCUGCAGACACCUAUAGGGCUUGGAACCGGGCCCCAGGGCCUUUCCAUCUGUUUCCUCACACUCCUCUGGACCCUGUGUUGCCCUCUGAAGCAAAAUUCCUUGGCUCAGGUACUGGUUUCAGGCCUAUUGGUGGUGGUACUGGAGGCUCGGGGAAGGAGUUUCAGGCAGCCCUAGGAGGAAACGUGCCCCGAGAACAAUUCACCGUGGUCAUGCUGACAUACGAGAGGGAGGAGGUGCUGAUGAACUCUCUGGAGAGGUUGAAUGGACUGCCGUACCUCAACAAAGUCGUGGUGGUGUGGAACUCGCCCAAGCCUCCUUCAGAUGACCUACUAUGGCCAGACAUCGGUCUGCCGAUUGUGGUUGUCCGAACAGAAAAGAACAGCCUGAACAACCGCUUCCUUCCCUGGGACGCAGUGGAGACCGAGGCCAUACUGUCUAUUGACGAUGACGCUCAUCUCCGCCACGAUGAGAUUAUGUUCGGGUUCAGAGUUUGGCGCGAGGCCAGAGAUCGUAUCGUUGGUUUCCCUGGGAGGUAUCACGCGUGGGACGUCAAUCACCAGUCCUGGCUCUACAACUCCAACUACUCCUGUGAGCUCUCCAUGGUGCUGACAGGAGCUGCUUUCUUCCACAAGUACUAUGCCUAUCUAUACUCCUACGUGAUGCCCCAGGCCAUCAGGGACAUGGUGGAUGAGUACAUAAACUGCGAGGACAUCGCCAUGAACUUCCUGGUCUCUCAUAUCACCCGCAAACCACCCAUCAAGGUAACGUCUCGUUGGACCUUCCGCUGCCCCGGCUGCCCUCAGGCCCUUUCACACGAUGACUCGCAUUUCCACGAGCGCCACAAGUGCAUCAACUUCUUCGUCAAGGUGUACGGCUACAUGCCGCUGCUGUACACGCAGUUCCGUGUGGACUCUGUGCUUUUUAAGACUCGUUUACCCCACGACAAGACCAAGUGCUUCAAGUUCAUCUAGCAUCGGGCUGAGCGGCCCAGCAAAGAGCCAAAAGCAGAGAGGAUUGAAGGACUGGAAGUAUUUAAAAGAACAGCAGCUCUCAGUGGGUAAAGAUGGAUGGGCUGCCAGAUAAAAGCACAGAAGGAAAGUUUUGGGUUAGGAUUUUGCCCGGGGGGAUAGACAAGUUAACCUUAAGAGCUGUUGGCUUGUGGUCUAAUCCAUAACUCUACUGAAAAUUUGAAGAGCGGAAGCUGAAAGGGACCACUGCCAACAAAAUGAGCCUUUUCAGUGGAUGUCACUGCUCCUUUUUCAUGUUCUUCAAUCAUGCUCAUCAACCACUACAGAUGUCAUUUGCACCUCUUAACGGCCUGCUGAGGAAAGAGAGGCGGUUGUACACAGUGUACAGAAACUCUCCCACGAUAAACCCUACCUGAUAACGGAGCUACCGGUUACUGAAUCACUGACAGACGUCGGGCUGCGUCUCCCAGCAGCCUGUUGACAGUUUCAGCCGGGAGAGCAAACGUGGCAUCGGCACACGGCUGUCACUGCGCUUUGUGUGUGUUUUCCAUUUUACACUUACAAACUGUACUUCUUGUACAUGUACGUGAGAGAAGCACUGAUGGUCAGAAGUAUUUUAUUGAACAGUCUUUCUUUUUUUUUUUUUUUUUUUUUUAAAUAACGUUUAAAUGUGUAAAUCUCUAUGUUGAACGAACAUUUUCCUGAAGCUCUGCCUGUGGGAGAUCAAACACGGACUUGUUCAUCUGAGAAUGAGACAGGACCUCAACUGAACAGUUAAAACAGGUUGGCUCAAUCAACGUUUAGUAGUGUUACGUGUUCAAGAAGGAAUUCACUUCAACGGUCACCAUAAUGCCUCGAAUUUGUCAUGAAAACCAGCCACCAUUUUGUCAUUUUGUUAUGCUUACAAGAUCCGCACUCUUUGAAGAGUGUGUGAAAUGGCCUGUUUUUUAUGCUGUAGGGUGUUUACUAAUGUUUGUAAAAUUGGUCCGAGGGUAAAGUAGUCCGGUUUAAAUGUAAUAAUAUUAACCAAUCAACGGUUACAAUGUCCCUUACUGAAGUGCAACAAAGUCAAGAACCACAUCGGCCAAAAUCAACAAAAAUAGGUUUGAAUGUCAAAUUCAGGUUGUAAUUAUAAAGAAAGUCUUCAGCGACGUUAAUUGUACUGUUAGGAUUACGGUAAAUUUAUUGUAAUUUUAGGUUUAGAGAGAAUAGUUUGACAGUUUGGGGAAGAAAUGUUGUUUUUGCUUUCUGGAGGAUCUGUCCAUUAAAUAUGAAGCUGUAGCCGCUUAGCUUAGCUUAGCAUAAAGACUGCUUACAGGUGGAAGCAACUAGCCUGGCUCUGUACAAAGGUAAUCUAUGAAGCUAGGCUCACUGAUCAACACAUGAUAUAUAAAACAACAAACAGUUUCCCUGUUUCCAGUUUUUGUGCUAAGCUAAGCUAACUGGCUCAGCCUCAUAUUUAAUAAAUACAAGAUGUUCUUAUUUAACUUUUUACCAUAGAGAAAAUAAUCAUAUUCCCUGACUUUUGAGCUAUUCCCUUUAAUAUAUUGCCAGUUCUGACUUUGCAAUAGAAUUAUUGAAGUACUAGAUAUGUUCUGCCAUGUUCAUGUCACCUUCCUGUAUAGAAACUUUCCCAGCUAAGACAAAAACGUCACUUUACAGUGUCGCCAUAUUGGUUUCACUUUGUUGUUGUUUUUUUUUUACCAUUGCUUGAUGAAUGUUUUCUUUGCCAAAUAGGUACGACGUCUGCUGCUUUACAGUAUAAGUUUCAGGGUGCACAGUGUGAAUGAUUGCUAAAGGGAUGCAAUCUGGUACACCUUUAUCCACUCUGCAUGGUACUUUACCAGGAGUCAAUCCAUUGGAAGCCCUUCCCAUCAUGUAUUAUAUACCCAAAGUCCUUUAUUUGACCUUGUCAGACUUAAUUCCUUUAAUCUGAACAAAAUAUUAACCUAAAAUGAUCCCUUUAAAAAUGUAUUAAGAUAAGUUUAGGACUUUUUCCCCCAAAGUAGGUUCUGUGAGGAUGCUUUUAUGAAACAAACACUCUCAUAAGUCCAUGGUUCCUGUAUAUUUAUUGAAUAUAUUAUUAAAAAAGAUUUUUUUUAAACUGAUAAUGACACAUUCAAUAAAAUGACAAGACAUUGUACUUUAUUAUUCCUAAUCACAAAGAGAUCCCAACUUGAUUGAGCCUUCUGCUUAUUUCAUUGCCAAGGAAAACUAGCUUGUGCCACUGAACGCUUGAGGGGGAAGUUAACUGACCUGAGAGCAGCACUCAGGCAGGCAAAUGUGUUUUAUAGAUGGCGAGAUGACCUGGUUCUCAGAAAGGUUGAGUUGUAGUAGAAUGUCAUAAACUGAGCCUCUGCAGCAAUCACUGGACGCGCAGUAAAGUAUCUUUUGAAGCCAAAUCCCGACCUGCUCCAGGUGGCUGCUACUACUCUCUGCCCCCUCCAGUGCAAUAUAAAAAUAUUUGAUUGGGCAUGUUUCGCUAAAAGGGAUAAAGGAAGAGCCAGAUUCCUAAUUACUCUGGUGUAAAAUGGCAACAUAGCUAAAACAAAUUCAAAUUGACUCUUCUGCUGCAGCAGACUUGAAAAACCCAGGCCUGGCUCCUAACCCGCCUCGUCACAUCUGAACACUUCUAUUGGCGCUCCAAGGGCCUCGUAAUUACCUGACUGACUAUCAACCUGUCCUCGGGGCAUAGUGUUGGAUGGGGUUGGCUGGUAUUUUGGAACCUCCCAUACCUCCAGUGCCUGGCUCCCCCCCCUCUAUGGUCCGUGGCACAGCUGGUUUUCCAUGGCCUAGAGCAGAAUACACUUUGUUGGAAGGCCGCAGUCGCUCUGCUAGGUGUAAGUUGUUGUGAAACUCUGUGCUCCUGGGGCUGAGCCGCAACUGUGGGCGAGGCUCCAGCCACUUGCAACGCUGCUUGAGCUGUACCAGACUGAUGACAGCAUCAAACAAACCAUUGAAGGCCAGAUAAAUGGAAAUAAAAACUCUCAACAUUGUUAAAACA
This is a messenger RNA of Dicentrarchus labrax (European seabass), 6508 nucleotides long. RefSeq names its product exostosin-like glycosyltransferase 3 (gene extl3). The coding region runs from base 760 to 3507 and encodes 915 amino acids. Gene Ontology annotation, cellular component: membrane. The transcript is spliced from 6 exons. The record is from RefSeq and is a predicted model, not a curated record. NCBI's taxonomy places the organism in Eukaryota, Metazoa, Chordata, Actinopteri, Moronidae. Gene Ontology annotation, molecular function: glycosyltransferase activity.